AUGGAUCGCGCCGAGGGAUUACAGGAGCCGAUUACUUUCAAGCGAAAACCGAAACAUCGCUCUCGAUUCAGUUUGUCAAACCUUUUCUCCAGCAGCCCCAGCGGGUCGGAUACGGGGUUUAGUUCACCACGGCCGCAAGGACACAAUGGAGAUUCAUCACCAGUGGAGCCCGAUGAACCAAUUGAUCUCAAUGGGGACACAAAUGCGCCUAAAGGUGGCGAUCAUCUAGACUGGUAUGCGGAAGGCCCAGGGCGACGGGUAGGCUACGAUGAUUUCACCGCCAUCGAUUGGAUCUACGAAUAUACCAAAGAGCGACAAAGGAAGCGGAUUCUCUACUCCCGUGGUCAAGGCGUUUUGGGACCAACUCGUCGAAUUCUUGACGCUGGCAAUGUCUGGUUUGUGUUGAUUGCGACGGGAGUUGCAGUUGGCAUCAUUGCUGCUGUCAUUGAUAUUGCGACUUAUUGGCUUGGCGACUUGAAAACUGGCUUCUGCAAGAGCGGCAGUGGAGGCGGCAAGUUCUAUUUGAACAGGACUUUCUGCUGCUGGGGCCUUGAUGAUUUCUCCACCUGUCUUGAUUGGACGCCAUGGUGGGAAGCAUUUGGCGUUACCUCUACUGGGGUUGGAUAUACAGUUGGAUACUUCUUUUAUAUCUUGUUCUCGGUGGUAUUUGCCAUUUGCGCCUGCUUUCUAGUGCAGCAUUAUGCCAUUUAUGCUCGACAUAGUGGAAUUCCCGAGAUCAAGACGGUACUCGGUGGGACUGUCAUCAGGCAUUUUAUGGGGCCUUGGACGCUUUUGAUCAAAUCACUUGGCCUGUGCCUCGCAGUCGCAUCGGGUCUGUGGCUCGGGAAAGAAGGCCCGCUCGUGCAUGUUGCAUGCUGUUGUGCCAACAUCAUUAUGAAACCUUUCGGUGUCCUUAACGGCAAUGAAGCUCGAAAACGUGAGGUGCUUUCUGCAGCCGCGGCUGCAGGUAUUUCAGUUGCCUUUGGUGCACCCAUCGGAGGGGUGCUUUUCAGCUUAGAGCAACUAUCGUACUACUUCCCUGACAAGACAAUGUGGCAAAGUUUUGUCUGUGCCAUGAUCGCUGCCGUCACCUUACAGGCACUGAACCCAUUCCGCACGGGCAAGAUUGUCCUGUACCAAGUCACAUACACCCGAGGGUGGCACCGGUUCGAAAUCAUCCCGUUCAUUCUUCUUGGGAUCGUUGGCGGUCUUUACGGCGCGUUCCUUAUUCGCUUGAACAUCAAAAUUGCCCAAUGGCGACGAACGCGGACCUGGUCUCGACCGCUCGUCGAAGUGGCCAUGGUAGCACUCUUGACGGCUUUGAUCAAUUUUCCGAACCAUUUCAUGCGGGCUCAAAACUCCGAGUUGGUUCAGGGGUUGUUUGCCGAGUGCAGGAGUUCGACUCAUGAUCGGUUUGGUCUCUGCACGACUGGAUCUGCGUCGGUUGGGGUGAUUUUCUCCCUUCUGGGGGCUGCGUUAUUAGGGUUUUUCCUUUCUUCUAUCACUUUUGGGCUCGAAGUCCCUGCCGGUAUCAUUCUUCCAUCGGUAACUAUCGGUGCUCUUUACGGGCGUGCUCUGGGAAUAGUCGUGCGCAUGUGGCAGGAAGCCUACCCCAAGGCUUUCUUGUUCAGCAAAUGCGAGCCUGACAUCCCUUGCGUGACACCCGGUCUAUAUGCUAUCAUCGGUGCUGCGUCCGCGCUGGGCGGUGCGACUCGAAUGACCCUGUCAAUUGUCGUCAUCAUGUUCGAGCUCACCGGCGCUCUGACCUAUGUGAUUCCCAUCAUGAUUGCUGUGAUGUUGUCCAAAUGGUGCGGUGACAUUUUUGGGAAGCGCGGAAUCUAUGAAUCCUGGAUUCAACUGAAGGAAUAUCCCUUCCUCGACCAUCGUGACGACACGACACCGCCCGACGUAUCCGCCUACCGGGUCAUGACCACCGUUGACGAUAUGGCUGUCAUUACCGCCACCGGUCAUACCAUUGGCUCGCUUUACAGCCUCAUUGCCAACACCACAUAUCGUGGGUUCCCUGUCGUUUCCGAAACAUCGAAUCCUCUUCUUCUCGGGUAUAUUACCCGCAACGAGCUCUCGUUUGCUCUCAAGUGUUCGGCCUCGCCUUCCAGUCGCAAUUUGUCCAGCGAAACGCAGGUCUUCUUUGUUCAUCAGCCGUUCGCAGACCCCGUGGACACGCUUGACUUGCGACCCUGGAUGGAUCAAACUCCCAUCACGCUGCAUAGCAAGGUCAGCUUCCUGGUUGUGCUCCGCAUGUUCCAGCGACUCGGGCUGCGUUACGUUAUCUUCGCGAACAAAGGUAUCUUGCAGGGCUUGCUUACCAAGAAGGAUGUGUGGUCGGUACUGAAUGGCGUGGAGUUUCGCCGACAAGAGAGUCUCCGUGGCGAUGGAUUCCACAACAGCCAUGCAGCCGAAGAAAUCGGGUUGCUCCAUGGCGAUGGGAGGGAUAGUGUCGGUAGCUCCCUGGGGCGAGAGUCACUGUGA
Penicillium alfredii is the source of this 2490-nucleotide messenger RNA. RefSeq names its product chloride channel protein. NCBI's taxonomy places the organism in Eukaryota, Fungi, Ascomycota, Eurotiomycetes, Eurotiales, Aspergillaceae. Gene Ontology annotation, molecular function: voltage-gated chloride channel activity. The record is from RefSeq and is a predicted model, not a curated record. Bases 1 to 2490 code for a protein of 829 amino acids. Gene Ontology annotation, biological process: chloride transport; transmembrane transport. The transcript is spliced from 7 exons. Gene Ontology annotation, cellular component: membrane; early endosome; Golgi apparatus.